Molecule: messenger RNA, 2757 nt
Organism: Alternaria burnsii
Lineage: Eukaryota; Fungi; Ascomycota; Dothideomycetes; Pleosporales; Pleosporaceae
Product: fad dependent oxidoreductase
Exons: 2
Coding region: 1-2757 (918 amino acids)
Biological process (GO): regulation of transcription by RNA polymerase II
Cellular component (GO): cytoplasm; mediator complex
Molecular function (GO): transcription coregulator activity; oxidoreductase activity
Source: RefSeq, a predicted model, not a curated record
AUGCCUCCGAUACUUCCACCACCCGACGAGCAAGAGUACGAUCAGCCCUUGACAAUCGAUGGCCUACCAGGGCGCGACCUGGCCGCUGGGAACAACCUCUUCUUCUAUUUCACCUCGUCGCCAUGGUUCGAUCCGGAAGACUGUAUCAACAUAGCCAUCUUCACCAAUCUCAAUCUCCAGGAUCCAGCCAAUGCCCAGACUAUUAUGAACGAUCCAAAACUAUGGAAUCAGCGAAUCAAAGAGACACCUAAAGGAAUACAAUAUGUCAUAGCAGGCGAAGGGCAGGGCGACGGUCACCCAUGGCUACUCCAGCGGCAACACAAGGCCGAAGUCACAAAGGAUGAUGGCAGCAAGGAAAUCGGCAUGUUUGUCGAGGGCAACUGGUACACGCACGGAACAAAGGUCCUCAUGGCGCCGAGCUUGCUGGACGUGGUGCAGAGUCGAUUGCUCACUGUUGCGACGCGCAUGGAGCAGAUGGCUGAGAUAUCAAAGAACAUGACGCACUGGACACCUGCAACGGGGUACUCGUACUUUCCUCCCUCGCAUGAAACUUCAAAGGCUGCGACGACGGCCAGUCGAAUCGGUAGUCCGACACUGGCGCCAACGGACCCAGAUGUUGCAGGCUCGCAGUCACAAGGCGCCGGAGCGGGUGCAACUUCACAGACGACAGAUCCACUGGCAUCCACCACCGAGUUCUCUGAUGCCUUGUUCAUGCAUUCCCUCAAUCUCACAAACGCGUAUGGAGACGAAUACAUGGACGAGAAUCCACUCAAGGGCGAGCCGGGCGCGUUUGUUUUCGAGGGCACCAAGACUGCUGUGAGCGCGAGGAACAAGGCACAGGAACAAGCAGCGCAAGCAUCUCUGUCUGCACCGCCCGCGGGACUGAAGAUCGAGACUCAGCCGCCGAGCGUGGCACCGUCUGCUGUGGGUACACCAAGAGGGGUAGCGACGCCGACUACUGCGGAGACACAGGGGAAGAAGGGGGCUAUUGGUGCUGCGCCGAAGAAGAAGAAGGAUAGAAGGAAGAGCCAGGGUGGGCUGACGAGUCCGACUACGCCGAGUGUGUCACAUCUCGCCCCUGGUCUCCAAGAAAAGAUGGUUCUUAGAAAGGUUGUCACAACAUGCUCUCAGCCCAACACCAGUCACCACGAAGCACAAGGUACCGUCAUCGACAAUCCAAACCAUGAGGUAAACCCCAGGAAACAACCCCAAGACUUCCUCCCCGUCCCCAACCCAAUGACCAGCUACUGGCUCAAACAACCCCAUCCCUACGCCAAACUCCGCACAACACCGCACCUCCCCGUCUCCUGCGACAUCGCCAUCAUUGGCUCCGGAAUGGCUGGCAUUCUGGCCGCCUACCAUAUCCUACAGACCUCGCAUACCAAUUUCCUCCAGACUGGUACACCCAUGCCUCGCAUUGUCCUCCUAGACGCACGGGAUCUCUGCAGUGGCGCCACAGCCCGUAACGGCGGGCACUCCAAAGUCAAAACAGCCACGCUCACCAGUCUCGCGGAUGGCGUUGCCAGAACAGCCUUGCAAGACUACGUCCACCGCACCCACGUAGAGCUGAAAGCACUCGUCGACGCCGAAGGUCUCGCAGCAAAGUGUGAAUUCGAGUUACGUCGCAGUUUUGAUGUGUUUCAAGAUAAGGAGGAGUUUGAGGGCGUGAAGAUGGCAUAUGAUGAAGAUGCGAGGGUAGGGCAAGGUUGGACCAAGAGGACGAGCGUGGUGCCUGGGGAGUGGGUGGAGAGGAUCACAGGGGUGAGGGGGUCCGUCGGGGCGUUUAGCGUUGAAAGUGCGAGUUUCUGGCCGUACAAGCUUGUGUGUGGGGUGCUUGAAAGAAUGGUGGAGAAAUUUGGAGAGGUAUUAAAUGUACAGAUGAAUACGGUCGUGACUCGACUUGCCUCUUCCCCAUCGACAGCCAGUGUUGAGAGGACGUCCCGCGAAGUCAGUACCACCACCACCACCCGAGUGGUGAACAUAUUGGAAACACCCCGAGGUACUCUCACGGCGAAAAAAGUGGUCCUCGCAACAAACGCGUACACAGCCUCUCUCCUCCCUUCCUUCAGCAAGACGAUUAUACCAUACAAAGGCAUGAAUAGUCACCACGCGCCUUCUCCAUCCGCAUCAUCUUCCUCGCCCCAUUCAAACCACACCAGCCACGCCACACAAUCUCACUUGAACAACACCUACAACAUCCACUUCUCCCCGCUGUCCCCGAAACACCCCACCGGAUGCGACUACCUAAAUCCCCGCCCGGACGGCUCCAUCGUCGUCGGAGGCGGCAGCUGGUUCUACCAGAACAAGCACAACGAGAAACACGAUAGUGAUGAUGAUGAUCCAUAUGCCUGGCUCAACACGGUAGACGACAGCACAGAAACUGGACAUUUCCCAGCAGACGUGUAUGCGCACUGGACACACUACAUGUCCAACACUUUCUUCAGCCAUCCUCCUCCAUCAUCUUCUUCGUCUCAUUUCGAACCAGAUAGUAUCUGGACAGGUAUCCAGGGUAAGACGAACAAUGGCAUGCCGCACAUCGGACGGGUUCCUCCUCCUGCUGAGAAAAGAGACAAGCAGCAGCAGCAGCAACAGCAGUGGAUGUUGGCCGGUUUCAACGGCGGAGGCAUGGCACUGAUUCCCCUAGCAGCCAAAGCAGUGGCGAAGAUGGUGCUACGGGAUUUGGACUUUGAACAUGUGCAAGACGAGUUUGGACUGCUUGAGGGCAUGGGCACAGGGGAUGCGAGGAUGGUGUCGUGA